Messenger RNA from Phytophthora sojae, 2307 nucleotides. RefSeq names its product Avr1b-1 avirulence-like protein (gene Avh1b-126). The transcript has a single exon. Lineage: Eukaryota; Oomycota; Peronosporomycetes; Peronosporales; Peronosporaceae. Gene Ontology annotation, biological process: protein ubiquitination; rescue of stalled cytosolic ribosome. The record is from RefSeq and is a predicted model, not a curated record. Gene Ontology annotation, molecular function: ribosome binding; ubiquitin protein ligase activity. The coding region runs from base 1 to 2307 and encodes 768 amino acids.
AUGGCCGAGUCCGCCGCUGCCUCCUGCGUGCUGUGCUGCAACGCCAUCGACAACGCCUCGCGCUUCAACACCGUGGGCGUGUGCAACCACCCUGGCUGCUGCAGCAUCUGCGCGCUGCGGCUGCGCCAGCUCCUGGGCCAAACGUCCUGCGUCAUGUGCAAGACGGACAUGCCGCGCGUCAUCUGCCUGCAGCGCGCGGACCAGAGCUUCGAGUCGUUCCAGGACUGGGGGGACAACAUCGGCCCCGUGCACGUGUUCGACGAGGCCUCGGCCAUGUUCUUCCUCAAGGAGGACUACGCCAAGCGCAUCCGCAAGCUGCGGGACCCGCUCUGCAAGAAGUGCGGCAAGAAGUUCGCGACCGUGGCGGCGCUCAAGACGCACGUGCUGGACGUGCACCAGCUGCAGUACUGCGGCAUCUGCCUUGAGAACAAGAAGGUUUUUCUUGAAGAGUUGGAGCUCUUCACUAAAGAAGGGCUUAAAAGGCACAACACCAAGGGCAACCCCCAUGAAGGGUUCAUGGGGCACCCACGGUGUGAUUUCUGCUUCUCGAGGUUUUAUUCUACUACGGAGCUGUACGAACAUUUGAGGAAGAACCACUUCGAGUGCGACAUCUGCCUGUACCAGCUCAAUGUGCAGAACAGAUACUACAAGGACUACAACGACCUGGAGAACCACUUCCGAGCCGACCACUUCUUGUGUGAGGAGCGCGAGUGUCUGGCCAAGAAAUUCGUCGUGUUCAAGAGUCAUAUUGACCUGCAGGGGCACAUGGCGACGGACCACCCGCAUAUCAAGACGAGUCGCAAGAUUGACGUGCAUUUCACGGUGCGUCGAGCCUCGCAAGGAGACGAAGACGACUUUGAAGACCCCAGACUGUUCCAGCAGCAGGCGUCCGGGGGUAACACGAUCAAUGUGGCGGACUUCCCGUCGCUUUCAGGCUCGGACAGUGCUGCUGCUGGGCCGUCGUUGUCGUUGUGGGAGAAUCAGAGUGUGACCCGCCGUCCACGCGCAGAAGACUUCCCGGCCUUGUCGUCGGGAUCGGCUCCUAACAGAACGGGAUCGACGUUCCGGAACGCGCUGGCACCACCCCCGUCGGCAGCUCUUCGCGCGCACAUGGACACUAAUGGGUGGGAGUACGAGAGUCCUGAGCUAGCGUCUGCAGCUGCGGUUCUUGGUGCGAACAACCCACUGCUGGGAGUUCUGAAGCCGGCACGGAAGAAUAAUAAAGGAAAGAAGAAGGGUCGGAAGUCGGGCGGCGGCUUGGAGGAGAAGCUGUCCGCCCCCGCGCCUGCGAUUCAGGAGGAAGAGUCGGAGUCAGAGGACGACGAGCCUGUGGGACCCGCUCCGUCCAAGACUGCGGUCGUGCUGAAGAUUCGUCAGGUGCUGGGCAGUGACGCGAAGUAUGAGGUGUUCCGCGAGGACUGCAAGCGCUUCCGUCUUGGAGAGACAGAUACCCCCGAGUUCUACGCCAAGAUGCACGACAUGUUCUCGUCCGCGGACUUCUCGCAGCUUUUCCUACCGCUGAUGCGACUGUCCCCCGACAAGGAGCAGGUGGACACUUUCUUCGCGUACCACAAGCAGGUGAACAAGCAACGCGCAAAGACCCAAGGGUUCCAGGAAUCUACGUCCAAGCGCAACAAGAAGGCGGCCAAGCAACAGCAGGCUGAACUGGAGCAGAAGGCGCCUGCACCGCGCCGCAAGAACCAGCGUCAGCCGCCGGCACCCUCGCAGUCCGGCUGGGGCAACGCUCUGAAGGAGAGCGGCGUCAAGACGGCGACUGGACGCAAGCCUGCAGCUAUCGUCCACAACACAAACCUGCGUUCGAUGCUGGGCCGAGACACGCAGCCUACGACGCAGUGGAGCUCGGCUGGAAGCCGGCAGGCCCCGCCACCUGCUGCGUCCAGCUCCUCGGCGUACCCGGCACUGGGCCGUACGCCGACGAGCACGAAGUUCCAGAGUGCCCCCAUCGAAUCGUUUGCCAGUCUUAGUGUUUCCUCGUCAGCGUCGUCGUCUGGAUACGGCGCAGCGGCUUCUGCGUACGCGUCGACCCCCACGCCUGUGCUGCGUCAGAUCACGCCUCCUCCAGCCGCGCCGACCUUCAAGACUGUCAGGAACGACUUCCCCGAGCUGCCCAAGGCCGGUAAGCCUGUCGGUGUGCAGCCUGUGACGCGUGCGACUUGGGACGACCAGGUGCAGGCCAUCGCGCAGAACCGUUCGUCAAACACCACGAAUGGAGGCCGUGGCAAUGGCAAGAAGAAGCAGAAAAAGAAGAGCAUGUCGCUCCAGGAGAUGGCCAUGCACUUUGGUUAA